Molecule: messenger RNA, 2492 nt
Organism: Metopolophium dirhodum (rose-grain aphid)
Lineage: Eukaryota; Metazoa; Arthropoda; Insecta; Hemiptera; Aphididae
Exons: 7
Coding region: 92-1408 (438 amino acids)
Source: RefSeq, a predicted model, not a curated record
CGGUAUAGCCGUAUUAUAGGUAAUAUAGGUGGUACCUACCUAAUGAAAAAUUCCAAAAAUCAGAAUUUGAUUAAAUGGUUAAAUAUAGAGAAUGCAUUAUGAGGUUGACCGUGUUUGGGCAAUCACUCCGUAUAUAAAUAUUAUACUUUACAGGGCUACCUGCCUAUACUUACACAUCGCAUGUAUACAGUAUACACACAUAUACAUAAUUCAGAGUGCGCUUGAAACACACGAAAAGCGGUGUGUGUGUAUAGUUGCUAGUGCACGCGUUCGCACCGUUCGACGUAGUCGCUUAUUAUUAGUGUUGUUUCGAUUGUUACUUUUUUCCCCCCCGUUGGACAUGACGAGUAACAACAGCAAGCCGUUGAACAGCGUUGGCGGAGGAAGUAAACAUGUUCGAUCGCAUAGUCUGAAAAGCUUUCCGGCGGUUAUCGAUAAUAGGAAACCGCCGGAUAACGGUGGCGUGGUGGCUGUUGGGAGCGAUCCACAAACAACCAUGAAAAUUACAUCAACGUGGAAACAGGCAUGUGAUCGAACUAGAGAUCGAACUAAACAACUGUUACGAAGAACAAUGUCGUGGAAAAGUAAUACGAUCAUAAUGCAGCCCGAAGAACGCAAGUCAGAAGAGUCAUCCAGUACGUGGGAAAUACACGUAUGGGCAUCUUGGAUGAAACGUUAUGCUAGUGAAGAUGAAUCAAAAACAUUGGAUAUUCCAUUUAAACUAUCGCCUUUACAAGAGGAAAAGUUAUUGAUUUUUUUUAAAUAUUAUUUAGACGGAGAUUGCGAUGGGUUCGUAUUUGAACACGAUUUUCAUCAGUUUGCUGAGAAAUUAAGACGUUUUGCUGAUUGGUCACCGAAUAGUGAUGAAUACAUAAUAUUAAAACAAGUUUUAACAGAAUUAAUUCAAGUAUUCAUUCAAUGUGAAAGCGGCCAAAAUGUUUCGUUUACAAGUCUAUCAACAGACGACUGGCUUAAAAUAUGGUGUCAAACAUUAAGCAAGUGUACUGUAGCUUCAGACAUGCCAUUGUGGCUGAAAUAUUUUCAGAACAUAUUGUAUAAGUCUUUGGAUUCAGGUAAAGGCGAAAUAGAAAAAGCAAAUUUACAAAGGUUCUACUGUACAUUUCUCGAUUCAAACUGUGAGGAAUCUAAACAAGGUGUGAUCGACGCGAUAUACGAUUCUUUAACGUCAAAUGGAGACUUUAAGCUGGAUCGCGAUACUUGGGGCCAAUGUUUUGCGAACUGGUUACUGGGCACCAAACCUAAUGGAUGUGGUCAAUGGUUAUUUGGAAAAUGUGGUCCAACGCCUGAAUUCUUCCCUAUCGAUUAUUCUGCUAUGAAUUCGACGGUCGAUACAAGGGAUACUUAUUCGCAUAAAAGGCGGAGCGAUAGACAUUCCAUUGUGGUCUAAAGAAAACAGUAAUAAUCAAUAGGUACACAUUUUUGUUGCCAUGUGGACUAUGUGCUAAACAGUCCAUUAGUGUAUAUUUUGUAUAAAGGAAAUAUAAUCGUCUUACCGUUUUCACAUUUCUAAAUGAUUACGUUAUUUGACUUCCUAUAGUAAAUAGACAAAAGUGAAAAACCUUUUGACUAAAAUCCUUAAGCUACGCCUAUAAUGAUGAGAGGCAAAAAGCCAAUUGGCCAAUCUUAAGAUUUCCAAAUCCCUCAACCAGUGAAACACCGAAACAUUAUAAUAUUUAAUACUAUUAUACUAUUCAAUACUCAUAAGAAUAUCUCACCAAAUACGUACCUAUUCAAAGUUAUUUAAGAGUUAAUUUUAGGUGUAGAUAGCAUUAAGUUAUAAUUAUGAUUACAAUUUAAAAUUAAAUGGUCACAGCAGUGGCGUAGCCAUGGGGGAGGCUUAGGGUAGCCUAUAGCCUCCCCUCCCAUAGUUCGUGAUUUUGUGCAUUAUACUACUAUUUAGUAGUUUUGUUUUUGGUCAAUUAGAAUAUUACAUCUUAUAGAUCGUCGUUUCUCUUUAUAUCUUAUAUAUUUUUAAAAGACAAACUCAAAGAUAGUACCUACACUUUAUUUCUGAAAAUCCGUAAAUAUAUUUUAAAUGUUCUACUUUUAUUCCUUUUCUCAACUAUUUAAUGAAUCAAUAUCAAUGAAUAAUCGACUGCAGAAUCUAAAUUCAUGACCAUGUGAGCCAUGAGGUAGGUAUACUUGCAUAUUUUAUACAUUUAAAAUUAUUUAAAUGCAAAAACAUAGUAUUUAUUUAAAAGUUAACAACAAUUACAUAGGUACCUAGUUUUUAUUUAAACAAUUUAAUACUCUUGAAUAUAUAUUUUUUAUACCAAUAUAUUUAUAUAUAUAAAAACGAGUUUAUCUAUGUAGGUAUAGCCGUAUAGGCGCAAAAACGCACGCACUAAUUUAAAUAAAAGCAUGUCAUAUCAAUAGAUUAAUAUUUUAUUGUGUGUGUGUAUCAAAGGUGUCAAAGUGUCAUAGCCCAUAGACCACUUUUUAUCCCGGAAUUCAACCCAUAAACUGCCUAA